This is a messenger RNA of Manduca sexta (tobacco hornworm), 6749 nucleotides long. It is a transcript of the gene Hs6st, whose product is annotated as heparan-sulfate 6-O-sulfotransferase 2. The transcript has 8 exons. Lineage: Eukaryota; Metazoa; Arthropoda; Insecta; Lepidoptera; Sphingidae. Gene Ontology annotation, molecular function: heparan sulfate 6-sulfotransferase activity. Gene Ontology annotation, cellular component: membrane. Bases 486 to 1790 code for a protein of 434 amino acids. The record is from RefSeq and is a predicted model, not a curated record.
AACUUUCACAAGUAAUAAUUAUUGUCAUUCACCAGUGUAAAAUCAAAAAUGAUAGGGUUUUACAGUUUUCUGUUUACAAACUAUAAUUUUAACAGUGGUUCACAUAAUAUUAUGUUUCAUUCUUGUGUGAAGAUAUGCGGGCACAAUGUCGGUUUAGGUGACGAUAGGGUCUAGUAACCUAUGUUGUUUGUAUACAUUUAUAUUUGCAUCGCGGUUCUGAGUAACCCGAGUGUUGUCAGUAGCAGUCGGUGCUCAGUCUUCGUUUGAAUGUCGCACACGGCCGUCUGUCCUGCCGAUUUAUUUUUGACUUUUAAUGUCGUAACACAUUAGCGCGAUAUCAGCAUAACAAUGUUAUCGUAAACGAUUUACGUUAGCUAACUACGACAGCCAUGUAAUUUACGACGAGAAAUUAACUCGCAAGCGUAAAGACAAUAGAUCAAAUAAGUGUGUGUAGUUGUCUGGAGAUAUUUCUGUAAAAAUGAGACAUGCACCCGGUCGAAAUGCAAAAAAGUGUAUCAGUGCAAGUAGAUAGUGAUUUCGCUUUGUUGCUGCCCAGUGGUGUCUACGAGAUAAAGAAAAUGGAACCAAGAUCUAAACUGAGAAAAGUUAUACUCUUCUGUUUAUUGCUUUCGUUAUUUGGCAUGGUUGCUUUUGGAUACUUCUGCCCAGACCAGGUGUGCGCAUUAUCACCAAGGGAGAGGGUGUCAGAGUCUCUUGCCCUCACAUACGCGGAGGCGCCGGGCAGACCUCUGCCUGACGUCAUAGCCCAGCCCGGCCUCUCGUAUGACGAGGUGUUACACGACGACUUCAGGUUCGACCUGAACGCCCAUGAUGUCAUGGUCUUCUUACACAUACAGAAGACCGGCGGCACUUCCUUCGGGAGGCAUCUGGUUAUGGACCUGGAUCUUAAGAGGCCGUGUAACUGUCAACGAGCGAGGAAACGGUGCCAUUGUUUUCGGCCGCACAGCAACGAAAUAUGGCUCUUCUCACGAUACUCCACUGGCUGGAAAUGCGGUCUUCACGCAGACUUCACGGAGCUGACGGCGUGUGUGGGCGGGGAGCUGGACAGGCACGAGGGUUCGGCAGUGCAUCGCCGGUACUUCUACAUCACGCUAUUGCGGGAACCUGUGGCUAGGUACUUGUCGGAGUAUCGACAUGUGAAACGAGGCGCCACGUGGAAGGGUUCCCGCCACUGGUGUCAGGGACGCACUGCGAACUCGUAUGAGGUGCCGCCAUGUUACACGGGUGACUCCUGGCGCGGCGUGACCCUCGAGGAGUUCAUGACGUGCCCGUGGAACCUGGCCAACAACAGACAGACUCGAAUGUUGGCGGACCUGGCGCUCGUGGGCUGCUACAACGGCACCCUGCGGCAUCGGACGGCGGACUCUGAUCGGGUGCUGCUCGCGUCCGCCAAGAGGAACUUGGCCGCCAUGGCGUAUUUUGGACUCACAGAGUACCAGAAGAUAUCGCAGUACGUGUUCGAAGAGACGUUCAACCUUCUGUUCGCGGUGCCGUUCACGCAGCACAACGCGACCGUGUCGGGCGCGACGCUCGCCGCGCUGUCGCCCGCGCAGGUCGCGCACAUCAAGCGGCUCAACUCGCUCGACCUGGAGCUAUACGACUUCGCCAAGAACCUGAUGUUCAAAAGAUUCGAAGCGUUAAAGAAACGCGACGCCGACUUCGAAUACCGGUGGCGACAUCUAGGCGAGGUGUCCCGCAACGGAGUCACCGAGUUCGACUGGGACAGCAACCUCGAGGACGCCACCACCGAAAAGUACAGGGGCAAGUAACCGCGGGGGACACUCACCGACCUAGUGCGAACACUAGUCAUUUCAUUACCAGGCAUGUCCCGAACCAAGCGGUUGUCGAUAUCGAUAGAUGAAAAAUAAUGUAUCGAGAAUACCUUUGAAGUUGGUGUCGUUAUUUGUAAAAUUGCAUUUGGCGGUGUGACGCAGGUUAUAAUAAAUAAUAAACCAAUCGUUCGUGUGGUUCCCAAUUGUAUCCACGAUUAUCACACGUGGUUAUUUAAAUACUCGUGUUCGAUCUAUCGAUAUCGGCGGGAAUGUCGAUUUCUAAUGUACAUAUUAUAAAUAGGAUAUUUGGAAACGUUGCAUAUAUAGAUGUUUUACUGUACAAAUAACGAACAAUCCUUAAUGCAUUUAACGAGUAUUUUGUUAUCAGAACUGUGCAGCUCUCAUUUUGUAGAUAUAAGUUGAUACAGUUUGGCUAAUGUCAGCUGUAUGCAGCACGGGUUUUGAAUCCAUCCGAUAUGUAAUUUUGUUGGUGUUUAUCACGCGAUGCGCAGAGAUUACACUUUAAGAUCGAGUGUAAUAAAGAAAGAAUAUGAGAAAAAUACAUUGGUUAGAGUUCGAUAAAUGACGUUCAUUUGUUUCAAUUCAUUGUGUCGUGGAAUUGCAGGAUAGAUGCAUGUUGUGCGAGUAUAAUGAAAAAUACUUUAUAGGAUGAACACAAUACCACGCGAAAACCUAUUUAAUUAUUUCCGCAGUAAUGGAUAUUUUUUUGUAUCGAAUCAGUUGCUUAAUCACAUGUACGAUACCAUAAACUAAAAUAAAUUAAACAUUGUGUACCUAUAUAUUAACCGCGGAACGAAAAACUAUAUGAAUUUAUAAUAAAUAUUCGAAGAUUUAUUUCAAAUACAUAAUGACUUUCUUCGAAGUUAUCUAUUACGCCUAUAAGGAUGAUCGAUAUAUCUAAAUGAAGUUAUAAUAAAUAUUCGAAGAUUCAUCUCAAAUACAUAACGUCUAUCUUCGAAGUUAUCUAUUACGCCUAUAGGGAUAAUCGAUAUAUUGUUUAUAUUUACAUUUUCCUUCCCUGAUUAUGGUAGUUGCUUUUAUAUUUCUCAAUAUUUUUGUAAAAUAAUUAAUAUUAAAAUAAUAUUCUUGCAUCUUGAUAUUAAUUAUUGUUACUCGGUUUUACAAUAUUGCGAUUUUCAUUUUUAGCAACUCAAGUGGUUUUAAAGAUCGCAAAAAAAUAUUAAAAUACAGGUACGGAAUAGCCGCGAUAAGAGGCGCAUAACAUUAUUUGUUAUGUUGAAAUAAACUGUUUCUAAACGGUAAAUUACCAAAAAUAACAAUUUAUUUUGUUAAAAUGUAUCAGCCAUAAAAAUAAUGUUAAAUGGCUCGAGAUAUCUCAAAAUUGCGGUUGCUCUACGAAAAACUCAAAUAAUAUUUUAUGUGCGUUUAGUCACGACUCGCUGAUCAAACGAUAAUUUAUUUCUUUUAUACGUAACAUAAUCGUUUAACUGUGUAAAUAGCUGCACGUAUAUUGUAUAGCUAAAGUUUUCCGUUUCUUUUUACGAUACUUUAUCGACUGAAUUAUUUCGACUCAUUGUAGUCCGAAAAACGAUAAUCGAAUCGUAAAAUCGCCAUUUGGUUUUUUCAAAAGAUUAUUGUUAUCUCUUAAAUUUAAAAAUAUUUAUAUAUGCACACUUUAAAUAUAAUUCUCAAUAUUUUGACCAAAGAGCAAACAUUGUUUAAAUAUUUCCUUCUCACUGUAAGACGAUGUUUUGGUAAGAUGUGAAUAAGUAGUUAUGUAAAUUUAGUUUUAUUUAUAAGAAUAAUUUUACCUCUCUGAUUUAAUUGUAGCAGCUGUUAUAAAAUUGACUGUGUUCUUGUACAUUGUUUAUAUUUUAGGUUAUAAAAAAUUAAAUAGGAAUGUAUGAGUUACAAAGAUGGCGGUUAAACAUUUCUCGAUAGUACAUUUUGUCAUGAUCCGCGCUCGCACGUCGAAUGUUUUAUUUCGGUCACGAACGUUGUAAUUAAGUACCAGGAGUGUACCCUGGCCGGUAUAAGUCAAUUUGUGAAAAAAUGCCUCCUACAAUAUCCGAAUCGUGAUCAAAAUUCAGCGGACGUCUUAUACACAGCGUUCUGUUGUUAGAGGCAAUAUUUUUUCAUUUCUGCAAAUAUACUGAUCCUUAUAAACAUUCACUUUGAUUUGAGUGCUAUACUCAUCGUCUAGUCAUAUAGCGAACAUUGUAGACGUAUUCCUUAACGCGCGUAGGGGCAACCCUAAUUGAAGACCUGAGUAACGCAACCGACUCGACCAGUGCACUGCCGACGCAGACAAUUUCUACAACGUGCAACUGACCUUAAUUUCGCAACUCUUCGCAUUUAAUUUCGAUCAACUACUUGGUCGCUGAUUGUCUCACCUAGCCGUUACAAGCUGUUUGUAUGGUACCAAUUUUAAAACUUCUCGAUAUCGGAUUUUAGUUUAAUUCAAUGUGUCCGAUUGAUACACGUUUGGCGAAAAGUUAUACCUCUGCUUACGCCUUCGGGGAUAAGGGCGUGAUGUGUAUUUGUUUUUAUACUAUUAAUAGUACUUUUCGAGGACUUGCAACUUGAAAUAUAUCAAGAGUUGAAGAUGAAAUUCUCAUAUAUAGAGCACCUCUAUUCUACGCCCUUAGCGUAUUCUGUUUUAAGUCUUGUAUGAAACAAUUUUUACAUGUAUAAUAUAUGUUUUCGCGUCUGCUUUAAAUAUUUUCAUAAUCCUUAUGUGGGAUAAUAAACAAUACGUACAACAUUGUUCACAUCACAUGAAUGUGUAGACUUUUACAACACGCAGCGCCCAGCGACGUCUGUGUGUGAAAUAUAUCUGCGUCUGAGGGGCAGAGUGAAUGCCGUUUGAAAUUGUAAUGUGUGUGCCACUGUGUGAGCGAAUAAUACGAAUAGUAUAAGCGUUGUGAACUAUUUCAAGCGGAUGUUUGUGUCGCGUGCGGACUACACACUAUCAGUCAAUGUAUAAACCGGUGUUGUGUUGUCGGUCUUUACGCUAGUGUUUGAUAGUUUGGCAAGAUUGAAGGGCAUUGGAAGUUAACAAAUGAAAGGUUACAAUUUGUUGUUGCAAAAAUCGGUCAGCAAGUUUAAGGAUUUUAUAUUUAGGCACAUGGGUUAAGAGGAGGUACACUGCCAUAGAAAUAUAGAGCUAACAGUUUGAAUAAAUAAUGUAUAUAUGGGACAUCAGUUAUCAUCAUAUUAAUUAAUUUUAAAAUCAAUUUUAAUUCCGAAAUUAAUUUGUCAGUCUUGCUCGAUCGUUUGUAGUCGACCUAACGUGUUGCUUUCAACAUUUGGCAUCACUACUUUAUUUUUAAUUUUGUAAUAACAACAUAUUUAUGCGUGUAAAAUGUUUUUAAACACUCAUUGCGAUGGAAAGUUGUUUCAUUAUGUUUUCAAGCGUCUAAUCUGAGCGCUCGCCAAUUCACGCGCAGUGUUUAAAAAAGUCAUAACUGAGGAUAUUGCUAUUGAAUUCUCUUUUUCCUACCACGCGUCCAGUGUUGCAACUUGCAAUAUAUUUUUUUCUAUAGUAGAUUUUAAACAUUAGCGUAGCGAGACGAUUUGCGGUAUAAAAAUAUUUUAAUUAAAACUAUCUAUUGUAGGCUAUGAAAGGGCAUUUAUGUAUGACAUGUAUGCGGCUUGUGUAUUCUUCAAACACGUGCAAAGUGACGUGACUCGUGAGGGAUGUGCGAGAAAUUGACAAUAAUGUAAUUUUUCAUUUCAAAUAUGUGUGCGAAGAGCGUAGUACAACUAGUAAAAGACAUUUUAUAUCUAUUUGUUUCAUAAGUUAGCAAUUCAUCUCAUUAAACAAUCGAUUAACAAUAAUUUAUGUGUUGCCAGUAAUAAUGUCUAUAUGCUGAAAUUAAUGCAAGAGCUGGAGUUUAUGCUUUUAAAAUCGUAAUAAUAUUUUUAUAAUUUUAUAUUGUUUUACUCAAAUUUAUAAUUUUUGUCUUAUUUUAUAACCUUUUUUUGAUUUUGUAGCUAUACCAAUUAUAAUUAUGUUUUAAUUGUGCAUAUUAAGAAAAAUCAUAACGCGGCUCGAUAAUUGAAAUUGUAAUGUCGAUGUGUUCGACUUACAAAUGGUUAAAAUGUCAAAAAGGUCGCCACAUUAUGCACUUUUCACCUGCGAAAUUGAUAGUCCCAAUCCUCGCUGUCUAGAUACGUAUUUAAAAGAAUUAUAUCAUAACUCGAUAAAAUGUGAAAAAUAUGUGCAAUUUCUUAAUGGAAGCCUGAAGCAGCGUAAGGUUGAGCACCAUUUAAAAGUAAGAAUAUAUAAAACAUGUGAUUUUAUUACUAGACCCUUGCGCAGAGGAGGCCGAUGUGCGUAUUUCACCCCGGUACAUUGUUAUUAGAGUUUUCAUUAAAAAUCCAAUGUUUUUACUUCACUUGAGGUUUGUACGACAAAUAUUAAUAAAUGUGGUAAUAUUAGUGUAAAAGUGACACCUAAUAUCAUAUUGCGAAUAUUGAUUUCAGCAUAUAUUCUAAUUACUGGUGCCUAUAGCUGUGUAUUCGGUAAGCCCUGUGAUAUAGAACGAUUGCACCCAAUGUUUUGCAGAUACGUCUAACCAAUUGUGUUCUUAAUCCGAUAUAAAUGACAAACGUAACACAUUUUAUUUUGUAUCUAUAUUGUUAAUGUAAAUUAGACUCUUGUAUAUAGUAUAUUUUAAGCUGUGAAUGAAUUAUGAACUAUGGGUGCGCGCCAUACGGUAAGUUAGCCAUAACGUAGAUGUGUGUAAAUAUAACUGUCGUGGCAUGAUAAUAACAUAGAUACAAUAUUGUAAUAAUACUUAUUGUACUUGUAUAAUGUAACCCCAGUCCCCACACGCCGGUACGCUGUACGCUGGCCAUGUUCUGUACCAGCAUUUGGUAUUUAGUUUUUUUAAGUUUCCGACUGAACCAAAUUAUAGUACUUUAUUAUGUUGUGUUUACGAUCAUCGAGUAAUAAAACAAGCGAAACUA